CCACGUUGUUGCCGUCGAGGCCGGCAAAUUCUUCCUCCACACUAUCAUCUGCAUCGUCUUCAAACCACAGAAAACCCUCCAACACUUUACGCUGCCACAAGUUGACUACGUGGUACACAAAUCUCGCCGUCGGAGCCACCACGUCCCAGGAGAAAACGCAGUUCCUCAAGAAAUCAAAUGCCUGAAUCUCCGUCGAAGACGCAUCACGACGUUGGGCAGUGUUCCGUGCAGUGUGCCGCGAUAUACUGAUCUAGAUUCACCGAUAUCUAACGCAUCCAGUCGAGCUUAUUAGACUUUGUAGAUUGAAAAGUAUAUCCUAUUCCAAGAUGUCUUCCCCUACCGGAAAAUGGGAUGCAAGGUACCUUGGUCCUGUUCCUCAUGACGCCUCGUACUAUUCGAAGGCCCUUUUGGGUGGUGCUCUUGCUUGCGGUUUGACGCACGCUGCUAUCACUCCCCUUGAUGUCGCCAAAUGUAACAUGCAGGUCAACCCCGUUAAAUACAAGGGAUUGGUUCCUACGAUCAAGUUGCUCGCUGCAGAGGAAGGUUCCCGUGGCAUUUGGAAGGGUGUUGGACCGACAUUGGUCGGAUACUCUUUGCAAGGAAUGUUCAAAUAUGGUAUUUACGAGGUCUUUAAAGAUGUCUACCAGAACAUGGCUGGCAAGGAGACUUCCGAGAAGUACAAGGGUGUUAUCUGGCUCGCUGCUUCUGCUUCUGCUGAAGUUUUCGCCGACGUUGCCCUUUGCCCCCUGGAAAUGACCAAGGUCAAGAUCCAGACGAGUGCUACUGGUAGCUUCCCCACUGCCUUCGGUCCGGCCUUGGCAGAGAUGAGCAAACUCAAGGCUGAGACCCGUUAUCCCUACGGUUCGCUUGUCCCCCUUUGGUCGCGUCAGAUCCCCUACACUAUGGCCAAGUUCUUCUGCUACGAAGGGACCGUUUCCUUGUUUUACAACCAUGUCUUCACGAAACCCAAGGAAACCUACUCCACAUCCACCCAGCUCGGUGUCACUUUUGCCUCCGGUUACAUCGCUGGUAUCAUCUGCGCCAUCGUCUCUCAUCCCGCUGAUUCCCUCGUUUCUCUCCUCGGAAAGGCCGAAAAUAAGGGCAAGUCCGUCGGACAAAUUGCUGGCGAGGUCGGCUUUGGAACUUUAGCUACGAAGGGUCUCGGUACUCGUGUGUUGAUGAUUGGUACUUUGACUGGCUUCCAAUGGUGGAUCUACGACACCUUCAAGGCUACCAUGGGAAUGGGCACAACUGGUGGGAAGUGAUUGGUUCGCCAUCCACGGCUGACAUGUUGAUGUUGCUGAAGAUCUGCACAACAGCCCUCAAAUCCUAAUACACAAUCUUAAUACACAAU
This is a messenger RNA of Marasmius oreades (fairy-ring Marasmius), 1354 nucleotides long. RefSeq lists its product as uncharacterized. The transcript is spliced from 8 exons. Lineage: Eukaryota; Fungi; Basidiomycota; Agaricomycetes; Agaricales; Marasmiaceae. Bases 327 to 1265 code for a protein of 312 amino acids. Gene Ontology annotation, biological process: mitochondrial phosphate ion transmembrane transport. Gene Ontology annotation, cellular component: mitochondrial inner membrane. Gene Ontology annotation, molecular function: phosphate transmembrane transporter activity. The record is from RefSeq and is a predicted model, not a curated record.